CCUGCCAAGACGGGACGCUGUCAUCGGUGCGAAAAUGCCUCAUGAUUGUAAAAAUAGCAACAGAAGAGGCGUGAGAACCAAGAGCCCCGAGAAGCCUGCCAGCGACGAGCAGGGCGUCCCCGUGGCCCCCGGGGAUGUCAGGGAGGCCCAUGGAGGCCGCUGGGCGGAGGGCACGCUCCCGGGCCACCAGUGGCACGUUGCCUGCCCUGAGGCCUCGGACAGACCCUCGCCCCUGCUCGUAGGUGUGCGGAGGCAGCUUGGUAGCCGGGCGGGCCGCCUCCCCUCUCUGGGCUUCCCGCCCCUCAGUGUUAGCCCCGAGCGGAUGCUGCAGCCGCACGGCGGCUCCGUCCCAGGCGCCUCCCGGCCUCCUUACACCUUCGGUUCCUUUGCUGUGGGCCUGGCCGCCUGUGCUCUCGAGCUGGCAGGUGUCAGCGAGAACGACUUCUACGACGGGGCGUGGUGCGCGGGCAGGAACGACCUCCACCAGUGGAUCGAGGUGGACGCGCGGCGGCUGACCCGGUUCACGGCCGUCAUCACGCAGGGGAGGAACUCGCUGUGGCUGAGCGACUGGGUGACCUCCUACAAGGUCAUGGUGAGCAACGACAGCCACGCGUGGGUCACAGUGAGGAACGGGUCCGGGGACGUGGUGUUUGAGGGGAACAGUGAGAAGGAGGUCCCCGUCCUCAACGAGCUGCCGGUGCCCAUGGUGGCCCGCUACCUCCGCGUCAACCCGCAGUCCUGGUUCCAGGACGGGAGCAUCUGCCUGCGGCUGGAGGUCCUCGGCUGCCCGCUGCCUGACCCAAACAACUAUUACCACCGGCGCAACGAGAUGACCACCACGGAUGACCUGGACUUCAGGCACCACAGCUACAAGGAGAUGCGCCAGGUGAGAGCCGGGGGGUCAGCGCGAGAGGGACGCGCCCGGGAAGAAGCACAUGGGUUCUCCCUUCGGAGACCUGCUGACGUGCCUGUGUCCCCACCUGGUCCAGGGGAGCCCGAGUUCCACUACAUGGCGGGCGCCCACGGCAACGAGGUGCUGGGCCGCGAGCUGCUGCUGCUGCUGGUGCAGUUCCUGUGCCAGGAGUACCUGGCGGGCAACGCGCGCAUCGUCCGCCUGGUGGAGGAGACCCGCAUCCACAUCGUGCCCUCCCUCAACCCCGACGGCUACGAGAAGGCCUCCGAGGGGGGCUCGGAGCUGGGGGGCUGGUCCCUGGGGCGCUGGACCCACGACGGGAUUGACAUCAACAACAACUUCCCCGACUUAAACUCGCCGCUCUGGGAGGCCGAGGCCCGGCAGAGCAGCCCGAGGCCCGUGCCCAACCACCACAUCCCCGUCCCCGAGUGGUUCCUGUCGGAGAACGCCACGGUGGCGGCGGAGACCAGGGCUGUCAUCGCCUGGAUGGAGAAGGUCCCCUUCGUGCUGGGCGGCAACCUGCAGGGCGGCGAGCUGGUGGUGGCCUACCCCUACGACAUGGCCCGGUCCCCCUGGAAGACGCAGGAGCGCACGCCCACGCCCGACGACCACGUGUUCCGCUGGCACACCGUGGCCGGAAGUCUCAACGACUUCAGCUACCUCCACACGAACUGCUUCGAGCUGUCCAUCUACGUGGGCUGCGACAAGUUCCCGCACGAGAGCGAGCUGCCCGAGGAGUGGGAGAACAACCGGGAGUCCCUGAUCGUGUUCAUGGAGCAGGUGCACCGCGGCAUCAAAGGCCUGGUGACGGAUUCCCACGGAAAAGGCAUCCCGGACGCCAUCAUCUCCGUCGAAGGCAUCAACCAUGACGUCCGAACAGCCAGCGAUGGCGAUUACUGGCGCCUCCUGAACCCCGGCGAGUACGUGGUCACGGCCAAGGCAGACGGCUUCAGCGCGUCCACCAAGAACUGCAUGGUCGGCUAUGACAUGGGCGCCACGCGGUGCGACUUCACGCUCAGCAGAACCAACCUGGCCCGGAUCCGGGAGAUCAUGGAGACGUUCCGGCGGCGGCCCGGCAGCCUGCGUGCCCGGCAGCCCAGGCUCCGGGGGCGCAAGAGGCGGCAGCGCGGGUGACCUCCCGGCACUGAGCCGAGGCCCAGACCCCGCUGAGGACACCCCGGGGCCGUGGCUCCGUAGAGGACCCGCUGCCUGUAGGCUCUGUCGCUCCCGGAGGCUGGGAGGACGCACGCGUGCCCAGCAAGCCUGGUCCCCAGGGCAGGCCCGCGGCUCGGGGUCUCCUUUCCUUCGUUCCCACGUAUCCAAAUAGCUUGGAAAGCGCAGCGGAGAAAGGCUGGCGGGGUGUGGGCUCGGCCAGCCAAGCAGGAUCAGGGAGUGAGGGGCUAGCCUGCCCGGGGCUCCUGGCUGCUCGGUGGGAGCCCAGCGCUUCCCCUGCUUGCGUGACAGGAGCCCCUGCGUGUGUGCCAUGUGCCCGGCUGAAACCGCUGGCCCCGGGGCCCUGCUGUCCCAGGUGUCACCCUUCCUGUGGCUGGAGGCCUCUGCGUCAGUUUUGCUUCUCUCUCAUCAGCGGGAGAAAGGCUGGAAUAAUUCCAGGGGAAGCCUGGGCAGCAGGCGUGCCCGGGGGCUGGUUGCAUGCAGACGGGGCUUACAGAGAACCCCCAAGUUUCCCCCUGGUCCGGCAGCCCGAGGGGCUCCCUGCUGGUGACAGGAGGAGGUGCUUCCCACGAAACCACAUCUCCUCCGGCUCCUCUGUGAGCCGCUGGGACUUGGAAAGAGAUGCCGGGCUGACCUGCGACCUCCCUCUGCCCCAGACCCCCUCCUCCGUGGAGGCGCGCUCCUAACCUGCCCCACACGCAGGGGUUCGCUGUGGACACUCGCUCAGGAUUGUCCGCGGAGCCUCGUUCAGGAGGGUAUUGGAAUGACCACGUGAGAAAUCGCGUCUCGUUAUUACUGUUGCUGCCUUGCUGACCCAGGGGAGUGAGGAAAUAAAGAAAGCAAACGGG
Molecule: messenger RNA, 2934 nt
Organism: Myotis brandtii (Brandt's bat)
Lineage: Eukaryota; Metazoa; Chordata; Mammalia; Chiroptera; Vespertilionidae
Gene: CPXM2
Product: carboxypeptidase X (M14 family), member 2
Biological process (GO): proteolysis
Molecular function (GO): metallocarboxypeptidase activity; zinc ion binding
Source: RefSeq, a predicted model, not a curated record